AUGGACGCCCUAUCGGCUACACUAACGGUCACACCUACUGCGCCAACAACAACAAAUAUCAAUUUCGCUACUUCAAUCUCACCAACAAACGAGCCCGCCAUUGAGGGGAGAAAUGAGACCUUCUUUGAAGACACUCAGAGUGAAGACGACGAUUGUGGGUCGUUUGACAUUGCUGGUGAUGCCGAUGAUGUAAGUCAAGGUGAGGAAGAGAUGAGCGAGAUGGACUUUGGGUCACAUGAUGUUGCUGGCUGUGAAAAUUGCGGAUCAAUUGACACUGCUGGUACUGAGGUGGAGCAGACCAAUCGAUUCAUUAAAUCGUCACUGAAUUUGAACAACUUCGAUGCUAGCUACAUAAGUAGCAAAGUUCAGCCAUACAAGUAG
Messenger RNA from Plasmopara halstedii, 381 nucleotides. RefSeq lists its product as uncharacterized. The coding region runs from base 1 to 381 and encodes 126 amino acids. NCBI's taxonomy places the organism in Eukaryota, Oomycota, Peronosporomycetes, Peronosporales, Peronosporaceae. The record is from RefSeq and is a predicted model, not a curated record. The transcript has a single exon.